Messenger RNA from Penaeus chinensis, 4722 nucleotides. RefSeq lists its product as uncharacterized. The record is from RefSeq and is a predicted model, not a curated record. The transcript is spliced from 2 exons. Bases 51 to 4352 code for a protein of 1433 amino acids. Lineage: Eukaryota; Metazoa; Arthropoda; Malacostraca; Decapoda; Penaeidae.
AUUAGAAUAUGACAUAAAUUUUGCCAAAACCUCGGCACACCUCACUCCUCAUGCUGCACCGGUUUCCUGCGCCUCAGCCAGGUGCCUCCGUCUGCUGCCCAGGUCUCGAGGUCUUCAAAGAUGGAGUGAGCAACCAUUCACCUUCUGGAGAAUAUGGCAACGGAAAUGAUGCAGUAGCAAGCAGUGACGAAAGUCCACAUGUAUUAGUCAAUGUGUGGAGCAUUGUGGAUGGACAGCUUCAAAAGACUGGAACUCAGAGGGUGCCAGCUUCAGCAUUUGUAGAGGGAGGUCUUCCUAACAACAGCAUGCCAACGACAGCAGCUUCCACCAUCUCCCCUAUUCCUUCUUCUCUUUCUGUCCCUUCUUUUCCUUUUUCUUCAUCAUCGUCUUUAUCUUCCUCAUUUAUGUCUACACACCCUCCUUCCUCUUUGGCAUUAACACCACCAGCAGGGAGGCCCCAGAACAAUGGAUUCACAGGAACUCACAAUGGAGGAUCUGGUAACUCACAUCCAACACCCCAUAUACUAUCACCUCUGAACACUUCACAAUCUCAGUUUCAAUCUAUAGGUGAGUUACUGAAGCCAGUCCCAAGUUAUCUGCAACAGCAAAUAUCAAACCAGGAUUCAGGCGAAUCAGCAUCACAGAUGGAUCAUCUGGUAUCAUUACCAGGACACCAAAGUGGGUCACAAAGUCACCAACAGUUCCCUGCAUUUACUCAUCAGGAUUUAUUGAGUCAUCGCCAAAGAAAUUACUCAGCUUCUCAAAGUUCACAAGGAAGCAAGAUAGCAAUCCCCAACUACCAACAAACCAGCAUCCAGUUCCAAGAAAGUCCGGUAUUUCCUCCCAAUCCUGACUCACAGCAUCAGGGGCAGUCAGAAGUUUCUGGAGUUGGCAGCGAUUUACCACAACCCUUAGAUAAUUUUGAUGAUUAUGUAACCCUUUUGCAGAUACUGGGUGCCAAUAUUUACCCUUCUGGUUUAAAUUCUUCUACACCAUCAUUACAAGCCAUAUUGUCAUCCCUUCAGAAUGCUACAUCAACAGAACCCCUUAACCAGCCAGUUAACCAUAAUAUAUUCCCAAACAAAACAAGGUUUCCAGGACUACCCAUUAACACUGGCAAUACUGCAGAGGUAUUCCAGUCACAAAGCAAGCCAAAUCCUAUCCAGCAGAAUCAGCACUCGCAGCUUCUCAAUAGGUUACAUGGGAAUCUACAAACUUACCCUCCCUUGCAAACACAUUCGAGACCACCUGCAUCCUCUUCACAAUCUGGCUUAUCAUUUGAGCCAAACCCAUCCUAUUCCAUUCCAAAUCCACAAAUUUCUGAUAAACUAUCUACCCAUAAAACUAAUCAUCCUUCAUCGCAAAGACAACAUCUGCAUCACUCAUUUCAGUUACAUUCUCAAAAUACUCCUUACCCUCAAGGAAACCAACACGUUCCAUCAAAUUCUCAAUAUGAUGUAUCAAAUCCUCAAAUGCCUCUAAUCUAUGAGCAAAUGGUUUUAAAAGAUACUCAACCACCUGUCGGCGAUCAAUCCAUCUGGAAUCCAGCUGCCACUGCUGAUCAGUUUUCUGAGUUGCAUUCCCAACCAGGGCAAGUCAAACCCACAGUCAGCACAUUUUCGAACCUCAUGAAUACUCUCAGUCAGCAUUUGCUAGAAACUCCUGAUCUGCAGUCAGGUGAAUAUACUCACAUCACUGCACCAAGUAUCCUCGCAAACCUCCCAUUUCUUAGUGAUGCUCCUUCAUCUGGUGAAAUGCAACAUGUGCUGGAAAACCUGCAUACUUUACAAAAUGGUCAGACGAAAACAAGCACAGAGCCUUCAAGGUUGCCUUGGGGGGCAGACUCACCACGUCCUCUUGGCAGUGCAGGGUUGGCUUCUGCAAGCCAACCCCUUGACAGCCAGACUAUAGAAUUACAAGGAAGCUCACCUUUACCUUCUGCAUAUACCCAUGGUCUUCCACCAGUAAAGGAUAACAACAGGGCAAACGUAAGACAUCCACAAGUAAAGAACAGCAAUGUGAGUAGUAUUAAUGACUUAAACUUAUUCUCAUAUACUUCGUCCCCUAAUACACUGAAGAUUAACAACACCUCCGAUAUGGAUGAUACAUAUGCUUUAACAGCUCUGCAGCUGAUACACAACAGUACAAAAGUGUCACUUUCUACUUCUCCCUCGACUCAUAUGAAAUUACCAACUCAGCAACCACCUGUGUUAAAGCCAUUCUCUGCCUUUUCCUACCAACCUCCACUCGGGGCCAAUGAACCCACUCAUAUCUGGCCUUUAGGAACUCAAGAACAAAAUCUAAAUUUUGGCCAGGCUAGCUAUCAGCCAAAAAUCCCACCACCCGUGUUUCUUCAAUACCCACAAACAACUACAUCAUUUCCAAGAACAUCAACAGUCAACUCUGUUCCUUUUGGUGGUGUUGGGAACCCUGGGCUUCUUGGGGUUCCUAUUGGUCUACAAGAAAACAGCCACAGUUUCAUUGCUCAAACUCACCUACCCACUAAGCCCCCAGCAACCCAAGUCUUUGGUGGGGUAGGAAAUGAUGCCCUCAAAGGCUAUCCAGUUCAUAUCAGUGGUAACUUUGAAAACGCUGAAAAUGAAGGAUUCGUUUCGCUUAGUAACCACAACCCACUAAUCAAUUCACCACCUUCUCCUGCUGGUUUAAGUAACCCUAACCCUGCUAUAAGCUCAGCUGAUUUAAGUCCCCAGAUUCUUGCAGAAUUACAAGAACUUCAAGCUCUUAAUGCCAUUUUUGCUGGGGCAGGAGAAUCUCCAGCAGAGGAAGCCAUGAAAAUUGUUGCUCUUCAGUCUCUAUUAACUAAGAAUCCUCACAUGCUAGAGCACCUUUUUUUGAAGCCAAAUGUCUUCAAUUCCCGCCAGGGUCAACCACUGAUCCCUGAACCAACAUCUCAAGAUGUAGUAGACCCAGUAGAUAAUAGUGGAUACCCCAGCAAUUUUGAUCCUAUGCACCACAAUAUUGGUUUCAAGACUGAGAUAGAUGAUAAAGGAUCUGGUCAAGAUAUUACACCUAGGCCUGGUUUUCAAUCAGGUGCUCCAAUAGACAUACAUCCAGGAUCUCCUAAUCACAUGAUACCAAACUCUGAUGAAGUAAAUAUCAACUUUUCAGAAUUACCUCCAGAACAUCUGCUUUAUUUGAUGCAGCACUUUGGCAGACUCCCACCAACGCUUCAAGAACUUGAGGAAGCGCUAAGUGAUCACCCUAGAGUGCCUGUCACACUCGCAGAGCCUUCUCAUAACCUUCCUGCCCAAAGUACUGUUAGCCCAUUCGGCCUCAAUGAUGGUACCCACAGAGAGUCUCAGGGACAAGUUGAUUCCCACAUUUCAUCAGAUGCCAAAGUUGAGCCAACAGCAACUGAAAAUAGCUUUUUAUCAAACAGAUAUGUGCAAGGAUGUCUAGGGAAUAAAUGGUGUGCUCUCGGACUGGCUAUGACAGUGGCAGUAGGAGCAACUGGAGCAAUGGCAGCGCCCCUGGUUGUACCAGUCCUCGGGAGAAGGAGGCGAGAUGUGGGCGAUGACUUGCAGAAUAUCUUCGAAGCCACUUCCUCCUUUGACCGGGAAAUGAACUUGUAUGCAACUUUAAUGAAAGAACCAAGUAUAUCGUCAUAUGACGAACAAGUAAAUCAUAAUCUGGAAAACAGCCAUCAUGAACCGCCAGAUCCAACUUCAGCGAGCGAAAAUAGAACAAACUCAACUGACAUGCUUGAUUUUCACGAAAAUUCUCAUCCCUAUGAUGCGAUGAGCAGCCCCUUAGCAAAGUUAGAAGAGGAGACACUGCCCGGCCGGGCAACUGGAUUUGUUCCCUCAGAACAAGACCUACCUGGCGAUGAAUCAAUUGAAGCUUUGUACGUUUUUGAAUACGACGACGACGCUUAUCUGGACGAAUCAUUUGACGAACCGGACGUUCUAUUAGACGACAAGAUCGACGACGAAUCCGAUCUACUGAAAGCGGCGACGAAAAUAACCAAGAACCCAAAGGACAAGGGGAUAAAGUGCCUCCAAGAAAAUAUGUGCCUCGGGAUGGUCGUAGCAGCAGACGGGGUGGCCUUCCUCACGCCGUUCCUCAGCCGCAAGAGAGGAGAGGUGCUGGCCGGGAUGGAGCUGGGUGACCGCAUCGUCCAGGAGAUGAAGACCUUCCUUCCACCCAGCGAUCAAGAUCUACCAGUUACCAGGACGCCGUCAGGAACAGCGUCCUGGAGGAAGCAGAGGAUGCAGCUGCUCGUGGAUAAAGUCGUGCAUUUAUUUCCCGCUGUUGAAAAACUUUUCGAGAUAUUUCACCAAGCCAAGGUAAAACCCAAACACGGAUUAAUGCACGGGAUAUCUGUGACUUAAUCUAGAAAAUUACACACUUAAAGAUUUACUAAUAUUUGUUAGAAUAGUGUACAAAGAUGUGUUAUACGUUAAUAAUUUAUUAUAAUAUCUUUAAACAAUAUGUCUUACAGCCAAUAAUUAUUUCCUUAAACAUAAGGAUGGGCAUCAUUUAGAAUUAAGGUGAUAGUUUAGUUUAAUUUAUUGAGAGAAAUUUGAAACAAAUGUUAAGCAGUAUUUAUUUACAUUUAUAGUUUCGUAACUUGAUGAUCUUACAUUAAAUGGCAUUUAUUACAUUGUAUUAUUAAAAGUAUUAUUUUAAAAACAACUGAAUGGUAACUUAUUACCUUUUCGUAUUUUACAUUAGAUGAUACACUGCCAUACGAAAACUCGA